Molecule: messenger RNA, 3432 nt
Organism: Dioscorea cayenensis subsp. rotundata (Guinea yam)
Lineage: Eukaryota; Viridiplantae; Streptophyta; Magnoliopsida; Dioscoreales; Dioscoreaceae
Product: pentatricopeptide repeat-containing protein At1g74850, chloroplastic
Exons: 5
Coding region: 68-2692 (874 amino acids)
Molecular function (GO): protein binding
Source: RefSeq, a predicted model, not a curated record
AAAAUCAUAUUCAAUAUUCAUCCAAUCCAAAUCAAUCCUUCAUCCUCGCCACCACAUCCUUCUCACCAUGCCCCCUUCUCUUCUCUCUCUCCCUUCUCCUUCUCCUUCUCCUUCUCCUUCUCUCCUUAAACCCUUCCUAAACCCUAAUCCUCUCCUCCAUAUCCAUCUCCAUCUCCAUCCCCGUUUCCUCUGCAACCUCACCACAGCUCCGUCCCCUAAAAGCCGCUACGCAACCGCUUCCUCAAGAGGCAAAACCAAAGAACUCGUCCUCGGCACUCCAACCAUCACUUUAGAGAAAGGAAAGUAUAGCUACGAUGUCGAAACCUUAAUCAACAAGCUCAGUAGCCUUCCCCCUCGCGGUAGCAUCGCUCGCUGCCUUGAAUCCUUCCGCAAUCGUCUCUCCCUCUCUGACUUCGCCGUUGUCUUCAAGGAAUUCGCCCGCCGUGGCGACUGGCAACGCUCCCUCCGCCUCUUCAAGUACAUGCAGCGCCAGUCCUGGUGCCGCCCCAAUGAACACAUCCAUGCCAUUCUCAUUGGUGUUCUUGGCCGUGAGUCCCUCCUUGAGAAAGCCAAUGAGGUGUUUGACGAAAUGCCUGCUCAUGGUGUACCACGUUCCGCUCUCUCUUAUACCGCUAUUAUCAAUGCUUAUGGCCGGAGUGGCUUCCAUGAACGCGCUCUUGAGUUGUUGUCCAAUAUGAAGGCUGAACGCAUUCCGCCGUCCACGCUCACUUACAACACUGUGAUCAAUGCUUGCGCGCGCGGUGGUGUUCCCUGGGAUGCGCUGCUCGGACUAUUUGCUGAGAUGCGGCAUGAUGGCGCACAACCGGAUAUUGUAACUCAUAACACUCUUCUCGCUGCCGCUGGAAGUCGUGGCCUUGCUGACCAAGCUGAGAUGGUUUUUCGGACAAUGCUUGAAGCUGGUAUCUUUCCUGAUUACACUACUUAUAGUUAUUUAGUAGAAACAUUUGCGAAGCUUGGUCAGCUUGGGAGGGUUGCUGAGCUGCUUGGGGAAAUGGAAGAAAGUGGCCAUCUUCCUGAUGCCUCGGCAUACAAUGUGCUUAUGGAGGCUUAUGCGCGGGCUGGUGCUGCCAAGGAUGCAGUCAAUGUGCUUCGGCAAAUGCAAGGGGCGGGUUGUACACCUAAUGCUGCUACUUAUAGUAUCUUGCUGAAGCUUUAUGGGAGGAAUGGGCAGUAUGAGGAUGUGAGGGAGCUGUUCUUGGAGAUGAAGGUUGGGAAUACAGCACCCGAUGCGUCUACCUAUAAUAUACUCAUACAGGUGUUUGGAGAGGGAGGAUACUUUAAGGAAGUGGUCACAUUGUUUCAUGAUAUGGUGGAGGAGAAUGUGGAGCCUAACAUGGAGACCUAUGAGGGGCUUAUAUUUGCCUGUGGGAAGGGUGGCCUCCAUGAAGAUGCUAAAGGCAUACUUUCACAUAUGAACAGCAGAGGAAUGGUUCCCAGCUCCAAGGCAUAUACCGGUGUUGUUGAAGCUUAUGGUCAAGCUGCUCUUUAUGAGGAAGCUUUUGUUGCAUUCAAUACAAUGCAUGAGAUUGGGAGCUUGCCGACAAUUGAGACAUACAGUUCCCUUCUACACACAUAUGCCAGAGGAGGGCUGUUCAAGGAGGCCGAGGCAAUUUUGACGAGGAUGAAUAAUGCUGGGAUUUGGAGGAAUGAGGACUCUUUUAAUGGCUUGAUUGAAGCGUUCUGCCAGGGUGGCCAAUUUGAGGAUGCUGCUAAGGCAUACGCGGAAAUGCAGAAGUCAAGGUGCAAUCCAAAUGAACGGACUCUUGAGGCAGUCCUCAAUGUCUAUUGUUCCGCAGGGCUUGUAGAUGAGAGUAAAGAGCAGUUUCAAGCGAUCCAGUCCUUGGGAAUCAUGCCCAGCAUCAUGGCUUAUUGCUGGAUGCUGUCAGCGUAUGCUAAGAAUGACAGAUGGGAGGAGGUAUACCAACUACUUGAAGAAAUGAGGACCAACAGGACUUCCAACCCUCAUCAAGUAAUUGCUUCCAUGAUUAAGGGUGAUUAUGAUGAUGAGUCAAAUUGGCAAAUGGUGGAGUACAUCUUUGACAGAUUUAACUCUGAAGGCUGUGGCUUUGGCAUGAGAUUUUAUAAUGCAAUUUUGGAAACACUAUGGUGGUUGGGACAACGGGCUCGAGCUGCUCGCGUGCUUCGGGAAGCAACAAGCCAUGCUCUCUUUCCAGAGCUAUAUCGAGAAAGCAAACUUGUCUGGUCUGUAGAUGUGCACCGAAUGUCGGUUGGUGGAGCUCUCACAGCGAUAUCUAUAUGGUUGAAUGACAUUUACGAAAGAGUCAGAAGAGGGGAUGAUCUUCCUAAUUUGGCUACUGUUGUUGUAGUACGUGGAGAAAUGGAGAAAAGUUUAGCAACCAGAAAUCUUCCUGUUGCAAAGGCUGUGUUUUCCUUUCUAAAAGAUAACGUAUCACCGUCAUUCAAUUUCUCUGGAUGGAACAAGGGUCGGAUUGUCUGCCAGCGAUCACAACUAAAGCGACUUUCAUCUCUAGCCCCCAGUCUUUCUUCAGAGGUUCCUAUUGAAGGGUUGAUUUCAAUUACUAAUUCAUCCUUUCCGCUUCCCGGCAGUCAAUUAUACACUACAGCAGAUGUCGACACAGACCAACAGAGUGGCAGCAAAAUAGCAGCCUUCAAAUCAGAAAAUGAAAUCAUGGAAACUGUUAUGCGAUAAAGUCAAUAACAAUCAUCUCGUCUCUUUUCAUCUUGAGCUGAUCCUUUUGGCUUAUCGCAAAUGCAGUGAGAGGAUUGAAGCAAACAUGAUGCUUGGUCACCAAACAUGAAGGAGUUCCUCUUAAGGUGUACCGAUGAAACGAUACUCUUUUCUAAAUCAUGGUAUUAACUGCAUUCACAAAGUGUGUGAGUUAUCAUCUUGGUGCAGUCUUAUGAUGUUUGUAAAUGGCGAAAAUUUGGAGCUAACCCAACUGCCGAAACAAGUGAGUUUUGAAUGGAGGUAAGCAUUAUUUUUUGUCAAUUGCUUGUUCUUCAUGUGGAUUCUUAUACUUGGUAUCAACAAGAACAAGAAAAUUAGGAGCCAUGCUCAUGAUUUUUUAAGUCGGUAGGAUUUUGUGCAUGCAUGAAUGAAUUAAUUCACGUCAAAAAUGAGUAGUAAAGAUCCCAUGUUUAUAUGUAUGAAUGUGACAGUGAAUUCUCUCUGUUUGAUAGAAAAUCACUGUAGUCUGUAUUUUGUACUAAAACCUUUGUUUUGUAUUUGUUUUUGUUUUUAAUUUUGGAAAAAAAUUGCACAUAUACCCCAGUUGAAGUGUAUAUUUGCAUAUGUAGGUCUUAAAAAUUUAAUAUUUGUGCAUAUAAUAUAAGCACAAGGACACCAAAACUAUAUCAUUUGUAUGUGUGGAUAAACUUAGGUGGUGUUUGUAUUUGAUGUAUUUUGGAUUAUAUAUAAAUUUAAAUACA